UGUGACAAGGGAGCGGGGCAGUGGGGAACGGGCAGGUCGGCUUGGCAGCGGUCGGGCUCCACCCCCACAGGGCGAGGAAACCCGGCCGGGUGUUCCCCGAAAGCGGAGCGGAGGGCAGGUCCCCAGCUCAGCCUGCUUAACGUCUGCCUGCACGUACCCGCCACCCAGGGGUCCCCACCCAAUCUCACCCUCCCGUCACCAUGCGCGUCAUUUCAAGAGAAAGCAUGGAGCAGUGUGAGCUAAGGAAGUAGUAGGUGGCACCUCUCGCUGAUUGGGAGGCAGUCUUGAAGGUCUGCCUUCUGUGGUUACCAGGCUACGAGUGUAAACAGCCAUCAUGGCCACUAACUACAGUGCUAACCAGUAUGAAAAAGCCUUCUCAGCCAGUUAUCUGCAGAACUGGUCUCCUGCCAAGCCAACAAAACAGAGAAUUUCUCCCCAGGAAGGCUAUACCCAGAUUAUUGCUGAUGAUCGAGGUCAUCUGUUGCCUUCUGUGCCCCGUUCCAAGGCAAGUCCCUGGGGUUCUUUCAUGGGCACCUGGCAAAUGCCUCUGAAGAUACCUCCUGCUCGGGUGAACUUGACCUCCCGGACAGCUGCUGGUGCGGCUUCCCUCACCAAAUGGGUACAGAAAAAUCCUGAUCUACUUAAGGCCUCUAAUGGGCUUCGUCCUGAAAUCCUAGGCAAGCCCAGUGAUCCAGACAAUCAGAAGAAAGUCACGAAGGAGUCUGUCACAAAGACUGUACAGCAAACACCAACUCCAACUGUAAUUCCAAGAUCUCCUGCUACUGAAAAUUCCCCAGAUAGUUCCCAAAGCUCACACCCUUCUGCAGGUCACACUCCAGGUCCACAAAGCCCAAUCAACUCUCCCAAGAGUGUAACUGGAAGCCCAUGUGUGUGCUAGAAUGGUGAGCAGGUCUCUUUAUUUAGUCACGACCUAGAAAUGCAAACCAACAACUUCAGAAGCCCAAAUAGGCCACAGUGAGAAAAAUAUGUCUUGGAGAAUGAAUAAAAUAAGACUUCACAGUCAAAAAUGUGGAACAGAAAAGUUAUGGGGUAGGAGUUAAGACAAAUUUGAACAAUAAACAUUGUUGAAUCUUUU
Molecule: messenger RNA, 1096 nt
Organism: Perognathus longimembris pacificus (Pacific pocket mouse)
Lineage: Eukaryota; Metazoa; Chordata; Mammalia; Rodentia; Heteromyidae
Gene: Cfap126
Product: cilia and flagella associated protein 126
Exons: 6
Coding region: 335-898 (187 amino acids)
Biological process (GO): cilium organization
Cellular component (GO): ciliary basal body
Source: RefSeq, a predicted model, not a curated record